Messenger RNA from Photinus pyralis (common eastern firefly), 5984 nucleotides. Its product is annotated as serine/threonine-protein kinase MARK2-like. The record is from RefSeq and is a predicted model, not a curated record. The coding region runs from base 144 to 3065 and encodes 973 amino acids. The transcript has 12 exons. Gene Ontology annotation, biological process: protein phosphorylation; intracellular signal transduction; microtubule cytoskeleton organization. Gene Ontology annotation, cellular component: cytoplasm. Gene Ontology annotation, molecular function: ATP binding; tau-protein kinase activity; protein serine/threonine kinase activity. Lineage: Eukaryota; Metazoa; Arthropoda; Insecta; Coleoptera; Lampyridae.
CAGACGGUGCCCGAAAGUCUGGAAGUGACGCGCGGUACUGACCCCACAACUGGUGCUAAAACGCCUGCCAAACUUAGUUCCGAUACGACUAAAGCUCGCACUACGUUCAUUCAUCACACGCCGUCUGCUACACCGAAGAAACAAUGAGCGAAGAUAUUUUAUCGAAACCAUCCGACGAAGAUACUAUUUCCAUCUGUUCAACUCAAAGUACAAACAGCGCUCGGAACCACGACAUUGGCUUACAGCGCCUAAAACACGAACGCGAUCGAAUUACGUACGCCGGCAAAUACAUGGAUCGCUACAAGGACGAAUUCGCGAAAAAGCCAUCCGCGCCCGUCCGAAAAGAGUCCCUAAGCGCGAGAUACCGAGACAUUCACGGGAACAUUCUGCAACCGACCGAGCAGAAAGACGCAGAUCCCGGGCUCGAAUCGCCCGGUCGCAACGUCAAGCUGCGCGAGAUUCUGAGCAGCCCGACGGGCGAAAGCAGGAAAAUAACGCUCAACAGUCCCGUGGGAAGCCCGAUUUUAUCAAAUCGUACCAACAACGCCACUCACGACCUGAACAAAGAGGACAACCUGUCUCAGCUCACGAGCUACAAGCUAGUCGGCGACACUAGGACCAAGGCUAGGAACCUGGUGGCCAGUCCGAGAGCGAAAAGAAACGAUUUAAACAUCUACGCGAUACAGCCCUCCCAACCGGACGAGCCGCCCACCCACAACAUCAUGGACACCCUAAACCCGCUGCAGCAAGUCCAAGACUACAUUUCUGCGUGCGAGGCCGAAGCGAAAUCGAAGAAAAACCUGCAGAAAUUCGACGAGCUGAUCAAGAGGAAGAACACGGCGCCGCCUCGCGUCGAGAAAAAAGUCGAGCAGUCCCAGGAGAUCGAUCUGAAGCAGUUUCAGCAUCGCGCGGUCGUCGAGCCGUUGAAAAGCUACAACGAAGUCGAGAACCUUCUCAGGCCCGGAUUGAGCGACAUGCGCGCCGAUAACGUCGACACCUUCGAUCGGGGAAAUAAAACCAGGAACAGCACGAGCGGCGUGCAGGUCAAGCCGAACGGCGCCGGCAAAAUUCUAAGUAGGGCCGCCUCGGACGCGCAGGAUCGCGUGCAAAUUCAGCGAAAAAGUGCGGUCGUUAAGGUUAAGCCCAAUCGAAAUAUCUCGCAGGAUUCUCAGGAGGGUGUCGACAAUUGGGUGUCGGAUUCGCGCACGGUUCAACGAGUCGGGCCCGUCUCGAUUCCGUCGUCUACACGUAAUAGAACGCGGGUCGGAGAAGAACCAACCAUAGGAAAGUAUAAGCUACUUAAGACCAUUGGCAAAGGCAACUUUGCCAAGGUCAAAUUAGCCAAACAUGUACCGACGGGGAAGGAGGUAGCUAUUAAAAUUAUAGAUAAGACUCAACUCAAUCCUGGAUCGUUACAAAAACUCUUUAGAGAAGUAAGGAUAAUGAAAAUGUUGGAUCAUCCAAACAUAGUAAAACUAUUUCAAGUAAUCGAGACCGACAAAACGUUGUACCUGGUGAUGGAAUACGCGUCCGGCGGCGAGGUGUUCGACUAUCUCGUCCUUCACGGCAGGAUGAAGGAGAAGGAGGCGAGGGCAAAAUUUCGACAGAUCGUUUCCGCGGUCCAGUACUGCCAUCAAAAGAAAAUUAUACACAGAGACUUAAAGGCUGAAAAUUUGCUACUCGACAGCGAAAUGAACAUUAAAAUCGCCGAUUUCGGCUUCUCCAACGAGUUCACGCCCGGCAAUAAAUUGGACACGUUUUGCGGCAGUCCGCCGUACGCCGCCCCUGAGCUUUUCCAGGGUAAAAAAUAUGACGGUCCAGAGGUGGACGUAUGGUCGUUAGGUGUAAUUUUAUAUACGUUAGUAUCCGGUAGCUUACCGUUCGACGGUUCAACGUUAAGGGAACUGAGAGAGCGCGUGUUACGCGGAAAAUAUCGGAUUCCAUUUUAUAUGAGUACGGAUUGUGAGAAUCUACUCAAAAAGUUCCUCGUGCUGAAUCCGGCCAAGCGGGCCAGCCUCGAGACCAUUAUGAAGGACAAGUGGAUGAAUAUGGGGUAUGUGGGGUUUGAGAAUGACGAACUGAAGCCUUACGUCGAACCUGAGCCGGACAUGAACGACCAUAAAAGAAUUGAAGCUUUAGUGUGUCUCGGUUACAAUAGGACGGACAUUGAGAACUCUUUGGAUUCUGCCAAGUACGACGACGUAUUCGCCACGUACCUGCUUUUGGGAAGAAAGAGUACAGACCCUGAGAGCGAUGGCAGCCGCAGCGGCAGCAGUUUAUCCCUGAGAAAUAUUUCCGCUCAGCAGGCGAUCGGCGCUCCUCAGCCGACGGCGCAGAGUCCGUCGCACCGCGGCGUCCAUCGUUCGAUAUCGGCGACGAACGCCAAGCCCAAUAGGAGAGCAUCUAGUGGAGGUCCUAUUUUAGGUGAAACCUUGCGUCAAGGUCCCCAACCUCAGGUUCCCGUACCGCAAACGAACAAUCACCAGGGCUCCGGAUUUAAGCGGCAGAACACCGUCGACAGCGCGACCAUCAAAGAGAAUAGCGCCCGAAUAAACGCGCGGCCCGCCAGCGCGCAGCCGAAACCCGCGACUGAAAACAGUAUACAGAGUCCAGGUAAGCCUCGCACCGUUGCUAAGAAUAAUGCCGUAACGUCGAAACAACCUCUGACUUCAGGAGGUUCGGUUGGUCGACGGUCGACGAUUAGUUACGACGCGAAGACCGCCAGCAAUGAGAAAACCAACAUGGUUGCCGAGAUACCUGGGGGGGUGAUGGGGGGCACGACGGACACGUUGAGGCCUAACAAGGGUCACGUGAAAUCCGCCUCGGUUAGCAGUAGCACCGGUGAGCCUACCGCCGAUCCCUUACGCUCUAGUCGAACUAGUGCCUCGCCAGCGUCGACGAGACUACCGGCAUUCCCUCGCAAUACGUCGUCCCGAAGCACCUUCCACUCCGGACAGACGAGAACGAGAGCGACGUACGCCUCCCCGGUGGACUCGCCGCACUCGGCCAGGACGUCGUUCUUCUCGAAGCUCAGUUCGAAAUUUUCGAAAAGGGCCGACCACUGAGGCCGAGGGGGCGUACCACAGCGCGUUGCCGACCGCAAGACCCGACGAGACCGCAUCAACGGCCGAUUAGAGAGGGAGCAGCGUAAGAUUUGAUGACGUUCAAAUCGUAUUAUUAUUAUUAUUAAUUUUAAAUGCGCAUGCCGUGAUUGUCCACUAACUUUUUUUUUGCAUUUAAAUCCUAAGUUUUCAGUAUUUGAAAGUUUGUGAAAAAAGACUGAAAAAAUGUAGUUAAUUCUUAGACUAUCAGAGGGUGUACAAAAAAGAGCCUUUAUCAAUAAUUGUAUUCAGCUUCCAUUUUGUCUUCAUCCGAAUUAGUGCAAUAUAUAACACUUUUCUUCCUACUUUUUAAAAAGUUUAGGUUUGUAUUUCUUAGGGACUUCGUUGUACAUAAAUAAAUGAAUUUUUUAUAUCGAUAGUAAUUGAUUGUACAAAGAUUGCAGUUUUGAUCGCGUACUAAGCUGUUACUUUAAUGUAAAUAAAACACUUUUAAUAUUUCAAAUUGUUUUUUGUACAAGGUGGAGAGUGUUUAUUAGUCCCUCACCGAACAGACUUCAUUAACGACCUGCUAUUCGCGAUUCAGAUUAACACUAGAGGCGCUGGUGUAAUUACAAAUGGCGUAUAUAGGUGGUGGUGUAUUAUUUAAAAAAAAAUUAAUGUACCCUGCCGUUUUUGAGACUUGAUCCUAUUUUUUAAGAACUCUGAAGCUGACUUGAAUUAGCUUAAACAAGCAAUUAACUUAAUUUACAGGAGUGGAAAGUCGAAGUGAAGCUUCGGUUUUCCGCUCCUCAAAUAGCAAACGCAAAUUGUUAAUUCGAUUUUGAUUUUUAAUUUCAUUAAAAAUGACCCUAUUUGGAUGACAUUCGCCGCUUCGCUUCCACGUGGUCGAACUUGGGGCGUUGCGGCGCCGGCUAGGGGAAGUAGGGCGAUAGUUAACCGCAAGUUUGGCGAGGUUGAAAAAAUUCCUACGGCGUCUGUUAGGGUAGCUGCCGUAAGAAGGAAAAAAACCGAAAAUUUUUGAAAAAAAUCCGUACGUCGAAAACGAUGCGCAGUAUCCAAUUCCGUUUUUUUCGAGAUCACGUGGAACGUGAAGGAGCGUAUUUGUGCGGCGGUGGAAUGCGCGGGAAAACUCAAAUUUGGGAACUGCGCGACCCCGACCGCCCCUCUCAAAAUGGGCGUUUUUCCAUUUUGACGCCUUCUACAACCUAAACUAAAAAAUUGCGCGAUUGUGAUGCGAGAUCCUGCAAAAGUCGCGUGUUCGAACCCAAGUGCGCGCUUUUUUUUCUUUUCUAUCAAUUCAUUUACGCUAAAAUUUUUUUGCAUUAAUUAUUUUAAUUAAGAAGAACGACGACCCUCCCUCCCCCCCUACUUUUUUGACGGAAAUACACGUUUUGGAGUACCGGAAACUUGAAUCAAUCGAACUCUGUCUGUCUGUACUGUUAUUUAUGGCUCAACAGCUUAACAUAUUCUUAGACAUUAAAGGGCAGAAUCACGCAUGCGCAGAGGUGUGUGGGUGGUAUCUGUGCUGGCCACAGCAAAUUUGGUACCUAGGUAUAUGUAUUAAUGGGAAAAAUUUACCAUAAUUACUUCUUCAUUUAAGGCAUCUGAGUCAAAGGAAAUCGAAUUGGAAUUAACCUGUUGCGAGGGGUUGUUACCAUUAUGGUGAAAUUGUGGUUUUCCGGAUUUGGAGGGUCCAUGUACGGGGGUCGGUACUUCCGGAAUAUGUGGCCGUUAGGGGUGCGCACAUUUCGAAUUUUUUUCGGUACGGCGCUACCGUCCGAGGAGGUAGCGGGAGGGUGCAAAGUGCACUUGGAAGGUCGUUUUUAGGUAAAAUUCCAACUUUAAAGAUUUGUAAGGGGCGAAGGGGGGCGAUAUGAAAAAAUUUUACGUUGCGCGCGAUUAGCCCGGUCCGUAAUGCGUACGAAUCCUACUGACGCGAAGCGGAGCGCGUACAAAAAUUGCGCUUUUUGGGGGAUCAAGGUGUUCCCAACAAAAUUCGCGGCCGGAUCGAGCGAGGGAGUCAACAUUUUUGCGGAGCGUUUACUGUUCGGUGAGACAUCGAUCCCGCAUCGUCAAAGUGUCGCGGGAUCCUUCCGUCUAGGGGGGCAAGCGAGUUAGUUUAGUUAAAAUAUAUUGGUGCUUCUUUGAGCCGAAUCAAUUUUUUUGCCUUUAAGAAUAUUCCAACGACGCUUAACCCAACCCUAAUUACAUUUUCACAACAAUGAAGCAAAAAAAUUGACAAACAAAAAACAAUAGCAACCGGCGACUGCUAAGAAAAAUGGUUUCUAACUACAAAUAAAAAUCCCAAUUUCUAUUGCGCUUGUACAGUUACAACAAAUCGCCGACGUUCCUUUACGUCGAUUUUGUUUUAAAACGGCCUUACUACUCGUGGCACAAUUACACUGACCACAAAUUAUAUGUUUGAGAAGGUUGUGUGUUCUGAGCGUAGUUACACUGAUAGAAAGUUAGUCAAAGCGGAGUGUGAGUGUGUCAAAGAAUGAUUUAUGUAUCUCCUAUUUUUUGCUAUUGUGUAAUUGCACUCUUCACAAUUAAAAACUUUGGAAAUGUCAUGUGUUAGACGAUGAUUCUUUAACUUAUCCUUAUUCUUGGUUACUUAAUUGCACUGAUCACUUUUAAAAUUCUUGAACGUAAAUGUGAUGCUUUAAACUGCAAUGCAAUUUUUGCAAGUGUAGUCACUUUUAGAGUCGUAUAUCCUACUUAUCCCACCAAUAGUAAUUACAAUAUGCUGCCACCAGAGGUCUCACUGUUAAUCUGAAUCGCGAAUAAACAUGCAUAACUGAUGGGCCAAGUUAAUGGAGCCCCGUUGAGUUUGUUAAAAAUUGCAGGUGAGCUUCAAGUGCGAUCUGUGAAUCGUGUCGCAUAACAGUUUUAAGUAAUUACCGUCUUUUUUUCUCUCCAGGA